AUGCUCAACUCCCAUUUUCAGACACUCGCGAAGACCAACUGUCCGUUGACGGACGUAGAGCUUCGCGACGUGCGCGUUCUCUGGGAGAGGCUCACCGCUGCCCGUGCUCGCCAGCUCGAGCUCAUCGAGCUGCCUUUCCCAAUGGCCUUUCGCCAGAUGUGCGUCGCAGAGGAGGAGCGGAUUGCUGGGGACCUGAGCACUUGCAGGGCACUGCUGAACCCUGCACGACGACUUCCUGUUGGGGUCAUUGCGAGGAUCCUCGCGUUUUAUCCACUCGCAAGCGACUCCACGGAGAGGCACCUCGAAGUAUACAGCCUCUGCCAGAUCUCGUCCAGGUGGCGGAACGCCGCGCUGAGUGUUCCUCUUCUUUGGACCACGUUGCGUCUGAUCCUUCCAGACGCCACGAACCCAACGUACGCCGACGCCCGGCUUUAUAUGAUCGACUGGUUCGCACGGGCUGGCCCCUCUGCCCCUCUUGCACUGCAUCUCGACGUCAGGACGCCGAUCCACGACGACUCCGUCCUCCGCGUGGAAGGGCUUUACGUUUUGGUCAAGCUAGUGUGUCCUUACAUCGACCGUCUCCGAUACCUUAGCCUCGGCCAAGUGUUCAGGCCGAAUGUCUUGCUGUCUUUCCUUGUGCAAUCCCAAUUCAAGAACCUCGGGUCGCUCGUUCUCGGUGCUCCAGGAGACGCACCAUUACCAGAGGCGCUGGAUGUCUCGUACAACCCGCUCUCGCCCGAGGUCCUCCUCCCCAACCUACGUCGUGUCAAGGUCGAACAAGAGUUGCUUUUACCAUUCAGCAGCUCUUCAUACUCCAUUGCCCUGAAGGACUUUCCUAUGCCCUUCAACCGUCUCACCUACUUGACUCUAGAAUCUGUAGAUGUCAAGGAUUGGAUCAAGGCCAUGCAGGACUGCACCUUGCUGCAGUUCGGCAUGUUUCAUCUCAAAGGCACCUUCAGCGCAUGCGACGAAAUGCUAGACGGAGGGAAAUCCCUACUCUCUUACCUCACCGAUUUAACGCUGACAUUUGAGGGCUGUGUCAACCCCACUGUGUUCAACCUGGUCGAGACCUCGGUUCUCUCAACUCUUCGAAUCGGGUCCUCGAUGCCCGAUCACCUCGACCUCUGGGGUCCGAGAGCGAACGGCAUGUUCGCCCAGAUGUCAAAACUUGGCCUUCUUUCCCUCGUUAGGGCCUGGCCGAUCCACAUAGAGGUCUUCCACCAACUUCUUGAAAACAGCCCUCAUGUUAUCGAGCUCGAACUGGAACUUAAUACCGACGUCGCUCCCGUCUUCGAUGCCCUCCAUAACCGGACGCCUGUUCUUCAAUGCCACGUCCCUCGCCUGAAGACCAUCCUAAUCGAUAUGGUCAUCUACGCGCUGAGCGCGACCACCAUAGCCGAUUUCCCGCUGGACGGGUUUCUCGAUUUCCUGGAAUCCCGUGCUGGGACAUUGAAGAGGUGUUGUCUGCACGUUGAUGAUGAUGAGGCGCACCAUGUCGUCCGAGAGCAGAUUCGGAAGGUCCUGAAGAAAUCGACAUCGGGUGUCUCGGUCUCCCUCACGUCGCAACGCGAGAUGAAGGAUCGAGGAUGGAGAAGACGCCUCCCCAACCACACAAGUGCUAACGAGACCGCGACCUACCGCGAAGCUGCUCUUAAGCAUGGAUUCGCCAAUCGGCGAACUGCUCUCCCAGACCCCACCGUGCUGGGCGAACGUUAUUCACACCGCGUGUUUCAGCCUGGGAUGAGCUGGGAGUUACUGUACAAGAUUCGGAUCAUGGUUCGAAACUCUUGGAAUGGACACGCGCCUAACUUCAACCAACGUGUAUACGUGGAAAAAGUGCAUUGCAUCAAGGUCGAGGAGAUGGCUCAUGACGACCUGAGCUCACAGGAAGGAGGUUUAUUCGUAACGGAUAUCGAUAAACGGAUCAGCUUUAUUGAUAUGCAGGCAUACGUUCCCGCAUAUACCCACAUCGAGUACGCGACCUAUCUGGUAGACGAGAACGCUGGAGGCAUGGCCAUCGCCCCGGAAAUUGUAGGCAAGCAAAUCCUGGGUCUGCGUUGGGUAGCUGAUGACACAGACGUGUCCCUGGUUUAUGCAGUCAAUUUCCUACCCUCGGAGACCUGA
Cyclocybe aegerita is the source of this 2124-nucleotide messenger RNA. NCBI's taxonomy places the organism in Eukaryota, Fungi, Basidiomycota, Agaricomycetes, Agaricales, Hemipholiotaceae. The record is from the annotation of a GenBank genome assembly.